UCAUACAAAAAAAAUGAGAACAAUCAUUUUCUAUUCAAAUCUCAUUGUUAUUGUCUUCGUUUUUCUUGUCGACCAUAGUCUUGGAGGUAUAAUUCCCAUCGUUGAUGAAGACCCUCUCAAAGUAGUUAAAGAUGAACUCGAUGGACUAGUUUUCAUCGACCAAAGACUCUCUAUUGUCUAUCCGCUAAUUAAAAAAUUCAAGAACACCAUAACGUCUGACCCCCUCAAUAUCACUGGAUCUUGGGUGGGGUCAGAUAUAUGCAACUACAGAGGGUUCUACUGCGACAACCCACCAGACAACGACACCGCCGUAACACUUGCUUCUAUUGACUUCAACGGAUUCCAGCUUACGGCUCCAAGUCUUGAUGGCUUCCUUGACCAGUUGCCUGACCUUGCACUCUUCCACGCCAACUCAAACUUCUUCUCGGGCACCAUUUCUACAAACAUAACUAAGCUUCCUUACCUUUAUGAACUUGACAUAAGCAACAACUUAUUUUCCGGGCCAUUUCCAACCCCAAUCCUUGGAAUGAACACCUUAUCGUUUCUUGAUAUCCGAUAUAAUCUCUUUACGGGGUCUAUACCACCUCAACUCUUCACAAAAGACCUAUCUCUUUUAUUCCUAAACAACAACAACUUCAUCCAAAAACUAGCCGAAAUUCUUGGCAACUCCCAUAUUCUUUACCUCACGUUAGCCAACAACAAAUUCUUCGGCCCAAUUCCUCAUUCCAUCGCUAAAUACUUGUCAGGCUUAUCUGAGGUUUUGCUACUAAACAACGCGUUAAGUGGUUGCCUUCCAUACGAGCUCGGAUUCUUAAAAGAAACCGUGGUUUUUGACGCUGGGAAUAACCUCUUAACGGGUCCAAUACCAUUUUCAUUAGGGUGUUUAAGGAAAGCCGAAGUUGUUAACUUCGCAGGGAACUUAUUGUACGGAGUGGUGCCAGAAGUGGUGUGUGCCAUACCUAGUUUAGCUAACUUUUCGUUAUCUAAUAACUAUUUCAUUCAAGUUGGCCCGAUUUGUAGAGACUUGAUAAAGAAAGGGGUGCUUGAUGUCAGCAAGAAUUGCAUACCCGGGCUGCCUGGACAAAGAUCACUUAGAGAGUGUGCUGCAUUCUUUGCAGAACCAAGAUAUUGUUCGUUUAUGCGAACGUACCAUUACCUUCCUUGUUGGUUGCCCCAUUUCAGAAGUUCUCAUAUGGAUUUAUCGGAACCGGCUCCGGCUCCUUUUUGAUUUUUCUUUUUCCUUUGUGGUCAAUAUAUA
Molecule: messenger RNA, 1258 nt
Organism: Erigeron canadensis
Lineage: Eukaryota; Viridiplantae; Streptophyta; Magnoliopsida; Asterales; Asteraceae
Exons: 1
Coding region: 14-1228 (404 amino acids)
Molecular function (GO): protein binding
Source: RefSeq, a predicted model, not a curated record